Messenger RNA from Fragaria vesca subsp. vesca, 1119 nucleotides. RefSeq names its product probable beta-1,3-galactosyltransferase 2-like. The transcript is spliced from 10 exons. The record is from RefSeq and is a predicted model, not a curated record. NCBI's taxonomy places the organism in Eukaryota, Viridiplantae, Streptophyta, Magnoliopsida, Rosales, Rosaceae. Gene Ontology annotation, molecular function: hexosyltransferase activity. Bases 1 to 1119 code for a protein of 372 amino acids. Gene Ontology annotation, cellular component: Golgi membrane.
AUGUCUAUAAAGAGCAGAGGAUGGGGAGGAGAGAUAACAACAAAGAAUGUGAUUUCAAGGAACUUGGCUGUUCUGCUAUGCUUGUGCAGCUUCUUUGCUGGGAUAUUAUUCACCAACAGGUUGUGGGUGGUUCCUGAACCAUGGCCAACUAGAACUUCAAUUCAUAGGAUAAAUUCCAAACCUGAGGAUUGUAAUCAGAAGAUUAUAGCAGCUGAUAGGGCAACUCAAAAAUCAUCUGGACAUCAUGACUCUCCUGUGUUAGGAAACUCGAAAACUGUUGAAUUAGCUUCCGAAAAGAAGUACUUCAUGGUUAUAGGAAUCAAUACAGCUUUUAAUAGUCGGAAAAGAAGAGAUUCAGUACGUGCAACUUGGAUGCCACAAGGUGAAGAAAGAAAGAAGCUAGAAGAAGAGAAGGGCAUUCUCUUACGCUUUGUUAUAGGACACAGUGCGACAGCUGGUGGUAUUCUUGAUAAAGCUAUUGAAGCAGAGGAGCUCGUCUAUGGAGACUUUUUGAGGCUGAACCAUGUUGAGGGCUACCUGGAAUUAUCAGCCAAGACAAAGACCUACUUUUCCACAGCUGUUGCUUUGUGGGAUGCUGAAUUCUAUAUCAAAGUUGAUGAUGAUGUCCAUGUAAAUCUAGCUACACUUGGGACAAUCCUGUCUAGACACCGUGCGAAACCGCGAGUAUACAUUGGUUGCAUGAAGUCAGGUCCAGUCCUCUCUCGAAAGGGCGUGAAAUACCAUGAACCAGAGUUCUGGAAAUUUGGGGAGGUGGGAAACAAGUAUUUUCGUCAUGCUACAGGACAACUGUAUGCUAUCUCGAAGGAUUUGGCAACUUACAUAUCAGCAAACCAGGAUGUGCUGCACAAAUAUGCCAAUGAAGAUGUUUCAUUGGGAUCUUGGUUCAUUGGCUUAGAAGUGGACCAAGUGGAUGAUAGGAGACUUUGCUGUGGUACUCCACCUGACUGUGUGUGGAAGGGUAUGUCGGGCAACACCUGUGCUGCUUCAUUUGAUUGGCGUUGCAGCGGAAUUUGCAGGUCCGUUGAGAGAAUGAUGGAUGUUCACCAGCGUUGUGGUGAAGACAAGAAUGCUCUUUGGAACGCAAGGUUUUUGGAGUGA